AUGAAGAUGGCAUUUGAUCGGUCCAAGCUAACCACUGUCUUCCUGUUUGCUUUUUGUUUACUCCUACCGUCAAUCCAAGCAAAAGAUGUCAAAUACUGCGGAGCAGAUAGGAAAGGUAGUUAUGUUGUUAAGGUUGAUGGUGUCGAGAUAUCGCCGGAUCCGGUGGUGACAGGCAAGCCUGCCACCUUCAACAUUUCAGCUUCCACUGCUCAACCCAUAUCUGGUGGGGAAUUGGCUAUCGAGGUUUCUUAUAUGGGGAUUCGAGUCCAUAAAGAGACUCAUGAUCUUUGUGCGGGGAGGCCUUGCCCUAUAUCAGCUGGAAAGUUUGUUCUCUCUCACACCCAAACUCUACCAGUUUUUACUCCACCAGGCACUUACACUCUUAAGAUGAUGAUGGAGGAUGAGAAAAAACGUCAGUUGACUUGCAUUACCUUCAGCUUCAGCAUUGGAUUUGGAUCAUUGGUAUCCUCUAUUUGA
Molecule: messenger RNA, 477 nt
Organism: Ilex paraguariensis (yerba mate)
Lineage: Eukaryota; Viridiplantae; Streptophyta; Magnoliopsida; Aquifoliales; Aquifoliaceae
Source: the annotation of a GenBank genome assembly